This is a messenger RNA of Platichthys flesus (European flounder), 3820 nucleotides long. RefSeq lists its product as uncharacterized. Gene Ontology annotation, biological process: glycine biosynthetic process; L-threonine catabolic process. The transcript has 7 exons. The record is from RefSeq and is a predicted model, not a curated record. Gene Ontology annotation, molecular function: L-allo-threonine aldolase activity. Gene Ontology annotation, cellular component: cytosol. Lineage: Eukaryota; Metazoa; Chordata; Actinopteri; Pleuronectiformes; Pleuronectidae. Bases 1 to 1254 code for a protein of 417 amino acids.
AUGUUAGUGUGGAUCAGAGGAACGCUGUCCGGUAAAGGACACGGAGCAGCAGCAGCAGGGGCGACUCUGCUGGGAUGGAGCCCCACGCGGGGCUACCUCACCGUCAUCCCCAAGACCAGGCACCCCGCGGCCCACGUCCGGGUGGUGGACCUCCGCACAGAUUCAGUGACCAAGCCCGGGACCGCGAUGCUCCAGGCCAUGGUGGCGGUCGCGCACAGACAUGAGCUGAUUGGAGAGAACCCGAUAGUUCAUGAGCUCCAGAAAACUGCAGCGGAUAUGUUUGGAAUGGAGGACGCGCUCUUUCUACCCAGUGGAACCAUGGGAAACCUUGUUGCAGUGAUGUCGCACUGCUGGGGGCGGGGCAACAAGAUGAUUGUGGGCGACCUGUCCCAUUUGCACAUAUAUGAGCAGGUGUCAAGUGAACAGGUGGCUGGUGUCCACAGCACCACAGUGACCACGCUCCGUAAUGGAACAUUUGACUUGGACGAGCUGGAAUCAAAGAUCCGCCACGAUGACCCAUUGCUGGCCCGCCCACGGCUCAUAUGUUUGGAGAACUCACACAACAUACAGGGAGGACGUGUGUUGCCUCUGACCUUCUUGCAGGAGGUUCGUGCUUUGGCAGACAGAUACGGGCUGUCGGUUCACAUGGACGGAGCCAGGCUAUUGAACGCUGCCGUGGCCCAGGGAGUGCCUCCACACACAAUACUGCAGCACACACACUCCGUCACUUUGUGCCUUAACAAGGGUUUGGGUGCCCCUGUGGGUUCCGUGCUGGCUGGAUCCAAAGACUUCAUCAACCGAGCGGUACGGGCGAGAAAUGCCCUUGGUGGGCGGAUGGGCCAGAUUAGUGUUCUAGCAGCAGCUGGAAGAGUGUCUUUACUGGAUAUGGUGGGACGACUGGAAGAGGAUCACCGCAACGCAAAAACCUUUGCUCAAGCUCUGCUCGACUGUGACCCCCCUCUAUUUGCUGUCGACAUGGCGUCUGUGGAGACAAACAUCGUGGUUUUCCGGCUCAGGGAGCCCAGUUUGAGUCCGUCUGAGUUCUGCGCCCACAUGGUUCAGGUCGGAGAGGGGGAGGAGGCUGCACUGGGACAAGUGGUACAGGUUGCGAUGAUUCCUUUCUUUGGAAACUCGGUCCGGGCUGUGUGGCAUCUCGGGAUCUCCCCUGAAGAUACCCAGCUGGCCAUCCAGAAAAUGCAAUAUGUUGUGUCUCAGUACUCAAAGGAGAAACUCUUUAGUUCAGCAAGUGUCUAAUCCACAGGGACAUAUUUUAUGGGAGAGGUGCUGCACAGUAUGAAUGAACAAACGUUUCACCAACAUGACCAUCACAGUCAAAUUAAUUGUUUUUUAAAUAUCUCGUUAUUAAACAAACAAUGCAGUAAACACACUUAAAUAAUCAAUAUCAAAAGGAGAUAACAAUUCCCCCAUGUAUCUACACAAACACUGUAGAUACAUUCCUUCAUGUUAACAACAGCCCAUAGUCAUUUUUGUCUCUUAGUUAUUCAAGUUCAUUUGAAUGUUUAGAUUUUUCAAAAUAUACUGUCUUUUCUUUAAAAUGUUCACAUCUUUUUCUAAAUCCGUAACAACUAUUCAUCAAUAAGAAACAAUACCAGUCAAUCAAGAUCAAUUUUAGGUUGAGCAACACUUUCUUUAUCUAAAACAUCUGCGAGGGUCCUUCACCUGUUGUAUAGGGAUAUUUGAAGGUUGUGCGUCUACAGUUUGCUUUCUUUAACUUCUGCGUUCUGCACAAAGAUUUGUAUCGAAGGAUAUACAUUCCAAAUGUCCAAAUGUACAGUGCUCAAAAAAAACACUUUGAAAACACAUCAGAUCUCAUUAUGAAAAAAAGUAUGUUGGAGAUUUAUACUGAUAUGGACAGCUUAAUUGUCUUAGGAACAAAAGGAUGCCACAUCUUUGAUGGAAAUAAAAGUUUUCAGCCUAUAGACAGCUCCUAAUGAGACAACGGAUGGUGUCUUGUGGGAUAUCCUCCCAGAUCUGUCUAAGGGCAUCAGUGAGCUCCUCUAAAGUCUGAGGAGCAACCUGGCGGCGUCUGAUGGACCGAAACAUAAUGUCCCAGAGGUGUUCUAUCGGGUUUAGGUCAGGUGAUAGUGAGGGCCAUUCAAUUGCAUCAAUUUCUUCAUCCUCCAGGUACUGCCUGCAUACCCUUGCCACAUGAGGCCGGGCAUUAUCGUGCAUAAGGAGGAACCCAGGACCUACUGCACCAGCGUAGGGUCUGACCAUGGGUUCAAGGAUUUCAUCCCGACAGCUAAUGGCAGUAAAACUGCCGUUCUCUAGCCUGUAGAGGUCUGUGCGUCCCUCCAUGGCUAUGCCUCCCCAGACCAUCACUGACCCACCACCAAACCGGUCAUGCUGACGAUGUUGCAGGCAGCAUAGCGUUAUCCUUGGCUUCUCCAGACCCUUUCACGUCUAUCACAGGUGCUCAGGGUGAACCUGCUCUCAUCUGUGAAAAGCACAGGGAGCCAGUGGCGGACAUGCCAAUUCUGGUGUUCUAUAGCAAAUGCCAAUCGAGCCCCACGGUGCUGGGCAGUGAGGACAGGGCACACUACAGGACGUCGCGCCCUGAGGCCAACCUCAUGAAGUCUGUUUCUGACUGUUUGGGCAGAGACAUUCAACCCAGUGGCCUGCUGGAGGUCAUUUUGUAGGGCUCGGGCAGUGCUCAACCUGUUCCUCCUUGCACAAAGCAGCAGAUAUUGGUCCUGCUGAUGGGUUGAGGACCUUCUACGGCCCUGUCCAGCUCUCCUAGAGUAACUGCCUGUCUCCUGGAAUCUCCUCCAUGUUCUGGAGAUUAUGCUGGGAGACACAUCAAAUCUCCUUGCAACGGCACGCAUGGAUGUGCCAUCUUGGAGGAGUUGGACAAUCUGUGCAACUGCUGUAGGGUUAAGAAAUCGCCUGAUGCUCCCAGUAGAGAUAAUGACUCUAGCUUAAACCAACACUAAUGGAAAACCAGUCGAAGUGAUCAAGAGGGAGAAACUUGAAAUGGCCUCCACAUGCAAAACCACUCCUGUUUUGGGGGUCGUCUCAUUGUUGCCCCUCUAGUGCACCUGUUGUUAAUUCCAUCAACACUAAUGCAGCUAAAACUGAUUAACAACCCCCUCUGCUACUUAACUGACCAGAUAAUUAUCAAAAAAGUGCAAUUGAAUUCAUGCCAUACCCUGUGGCAAAGUCAAGUGUGUGAGUAUAUGAAUGACCCUUUGGUGAAAUACUGAAGUUUGCUCAGUCUUGCUUUGUAUGAUUUUAUCAGAGAACAAGCACAGAUAUACUGAUGACACACUGCUGUUUAUCGUCUUUGGAGCCAAGUUAACUGCUGGUUAGGCUGCAGUAAAACAGUUGUUUCACAAUUUGUAUCAGUUGAUCCAAAACUUGUUCAUACAUGUUAAUAGUUUAAAAUACUGACGUAGAACAUCCCAGGAGUUUCUGUCCUGCAUCACUGAUGCCCUGUGUGUUUUACUUGUUGCAAACAAUCACACAAUCAGGAAAAUGGGCAGCUCUGCCUUUUUUAAACCAUCCACCAAAACCAUGUAAUUCCACACAAAAGAUAAGAGAUGCAGGCUACGUGACCAUUUUAACCAACCUUCCCCUUUGUUUAUUAUUAUUAUAUAUGUCUUAUGUUACUUCUACCUAUCACAUAUUCACUUGUAUUCACCCAUUGAUAUUUGCCCAGAAUGUGCCCAGAUUAUUCUUUCCUAUCUGUACACUGUGAAUAUUUGUUUGGUUAGAUAUUUUUUCUAUUUUUUUUUCUAUUUUUCAAACUUAAGUGUUACUAAUUAAAUGCUGAUGCCUUUUUGACUCUUGAUUCUGUAAU